This is a messenger RNA of Dermacentor andersoni, 589 nucleotides long. NCBI's taxonomy places the organism in Eukaryota, Metazoa, Arthropoda, Arachnida, Ixodida, Ixodidae. The record is from RefSeq and is a predicted model, not a curated record.
GUGUUGAGUGUAUCCUAUCACCUUCUCGUUUAGGUUAUUACAGAUGCUAUUUUCUGAAAUUGCAUCGACUGACCCUAUCCAGGUGCCAUGAGGAUGGAGAAGUGCACUUUUGCAUGGAAGGAGCUCGACUAUGGGAAAACAGAAGCUGAUCUCAAUGACAUCAACCUAAGCGUGGAGCCCGGCUCGUUGGUCGGUAUCGUGGGUUUCGUUGGCAGCGGCAAAUCGUCGCUCCUAGCGGCGAUACUGGGAGACAUGCACCGUAUCAGCGGCAAAGUUACGUACACGGGAACCAUAGCCUUCGCACCCCAGUUGCCGUACGUACACAACAUGACAGUUAGAGACAACAUCCUCUACGGGAAGGCGAUGGACGGUGUUUUCUACGAGAAAGUGAUUCGAAGCUGCCAACUAACGAAUGACAUGAACAAGUUGCAAGCGGGAGACAUGACCGAAGUCGGCGAGAAGGUACGUCUGGGGCUUCAGGUUACGCAAUCACUGCACAUACGGGGACACCCCGCAGACUACAUAACCAAUGUGAUCUACGACAGCCUGUGUGAUAAAUAUUGUUGAUACUGUGGUGCUAAGCCAGCAG